Molecule: messenger RNA, 279 nt
Organism: Pochonia chlamydosporia 170
Lineage: Eukaryota; Fungi; Ascomycota; Sordariomycetes; Hypocreales; Clavicipitaceae
Exons: 1
Coding region: 1-279 (92 amino acids)
Source: RefSeq, a predicted model, not a curated record
AUGAUGAAGGUUCUUCGCCGGGUAGCACGCAUGCUCAUGGCGACAACGACGCGACUACACCUGCGAGGAAGUAAAAAUCACCAUAUUGGCCCAGCUGGUUACACAAGAGUAAAUUCCACGGGCCCGUCAGAUUCCUUCAUAUACAUUCUACGAGUCUCCCAAAUAGACGGAAUCGGCGGUACCAAAGACGUCAAAAAAGGAGCCUUCUUGGUGAGUUCUGAUACCCACUCAGGCUCCAUGAUAACAACUUCUCUGCUAGGCUCCCACAAAUGCCGAUGA